UUUGAGGUCGCUGCAGUAGUUCGCAGUAACGGUCGAAAACUUUGAACUCUUGCUUGCCGCUCAUUCCUCUGCACGCUGUUAUGAAGAGUGGUGGUUGACGUCACACAGUUUCUCGCGCGUCAGUUUCGUGAAUGUGUAAGAUCCUCGAAGCUGAACAGUGAAAUCUGGAUUAUUUGUGCAAUUGAUGGAUGUUUAAGGGAUUACGAGUGGAUAUUAUAUCAAGUGAUGGUUGAAAUAAGGUGAAAUUGUGUUAUGUUUUUUUGUUUUGUUUUCGAGGACAACCACCAACAAUGAGGAUUUAAAUUGUGGAGUGCGUGUAUUGGAAUUUUUACGAACUUGACGAACUUUCACAACGAAAACGAUGGGUCUCUGCACAAAAGUGACGCUGAUUUUCCUACUAGUUACGUUCGUUUCCUCCGAAGACGGGAUUAGGGACACAAGGGAGGGCGAAGACGUAACGCUGGAGUGUCGGUUUCCUCCUCAAUCGUCCAGGGAUACUUUAACUUAUUAUUGGGCCAAGAAAAACAAGCAGACCCACGACAACGUAGCCAUCGGAAACGUUCCGCUGGAUACCAAUUAUAGAUUGAAUUAUCAAGUGGAGAACGGUAUCUAUGACUUAUUGAUAUCCAAUGCCAGUUACGACCGAGACAACGGCAAGUUCGAAUGUAAAGUCAAAGCAGGAGGAUCUGGAGCCAAUCUUCACGUUCAGAGGUACUUACUCACCGUACUAACGGCUCCUCAAGAGCCUGCCAUAGCCCCAAGUUCAUACGUAACAGUCACUGAAGGAAAGAAGCAGGAGUUGACGUGUUCCAGUAUCGGUGGUUCCCCUGAUCCAGAAGUCAAGUGGUAUAGGGAUGGAUCCCAAUACCCUCUGGAAGCGGCUUUAAAAAAUGGGGGCUCGAGGGACCAGCCGACCACCGCUACCCUCACGAUUAACCCUACAAAAGAAGACGACGAAGCUACAUUUCGCUGCGAAGUAUGGAACAGAGCCCUUCCCGAUAACAAAAAAUUGAUUUCCAUCGUAGCACUCAGCGUUAACUAUUUUCCUCGUGUCGAAGUCGGUCCUGAAAAUCCCCUGCGCGUCGAACGGGAUUCACAAGCCACCUUCCAUUGUUCCGUCGACGCCAAACCGAAAGUCACGACGAUACGAUGGACCAGAAACAACAGAUUUAUCAGCUCGGCACAUAACCACACUAUCCACCGGGUUAGCAUCCAGGACGCCGGGAAAUAUACUUGCAUAGCAGAUAACGGCCUCGGCAGAGUCGGCGAGAAGGAAAUGACGUUGGAUGUGUUGUACGCUCCAAUAGUCACGUUGGACGCCAAAACAAAGGAAGCCGAGGAGGGAGACUCUGUCCAUAUCAAAUGUAAUAUAACAUCCAACCCCAGUCCAGUUACAGUCGAAUGGGUUAAAGACGGAAAACCUGAUUUUCGACAAAGUGGCGACACCUUGCGGAUAAGCCACGUUACCUCUGAACACUCUGGUACUUACAUCUGCCGUGCUGUGAAUGUUAUCACACCAAGUAACGCACCUGUUCGAAUAUCUGAAAAAAUCGGGAAUGCUUCCAUUGCUUUGCUCAUUCGGCAUAAGCCCGGUACUGCCAGGAUUAUGCCGGAUAAGCCCAUUGCGACAGAGGGAUCUGCUGUGACUUUAACCUGCACUGCGACUCCUCCGGGUUGGCCAGCUCCUCAGUAUCGCUGGUUCAAAGUCGAAUCAAACGGUGAAAGCAAAAUUCUGGCAACUGGGACCAAAUACACCAUUCCCAACGCUAAUCUAGCAUCCGAAGGAGUCUAUAACUGUCAAGCCACAAACGAACUGGGACUCGGCGAAAUAGCUUCCGUCGAAUUGGAAGUCCACCAGCCUCCCAGCUUCAAAUACAAACUGAAACCACUUGAAACUAAGCGAGUGGGAGAUCCGAACUUUUCUGUGGCUUGCAGCGCGAAGGGAAAACCGCGGCCAAUGGUGAGAUGGUUGAAGGAUGGUGAAGAACUAACUGCUGAUGUGAAUAUGUAUGAAGUCAAGACUGAUUAUGCGGAAACCAGCAACGGGGCGGUUAGCGUCCAAAGUGUUCUGAAGUUCACAGGGAAAGCAAGGCCAAAUGGUAAUGAGUUGCUGCCUUCUGAUAGGGGAGUAUAUGCUUGUACAUUCGAGAACGAAGUCAAGAAGUCGGAGUCGACUAUGCAUCUUAAAAUCGAACAUGAACCAAUCGUGCUGCACCAUUUCAAUAAAGUAGCAUAUGACAUCUCGGAAAGAGCAGAAGUUUUAUGCAAAGUUCAAGCAUAUCCUAAACCCGAAUUCAAGUGGUUCUUAGGUACUAACAUCAGCCCUCUUCAUUCUUCAUCGGAAGGGCACUAUGUGGUGCACACAACUAAUGAUGAUAAUGAUGUAUACACUAGCCUCCUCAGAAUAUCUGAUAUCAAGAAACAGGACUAUGGAGAAUACACCUGCCAGGUUGUCAACAGUUUAGGAACUAUUGAAACCAAGAUCAAGCUUCAGUCGAAAGGUCCCCCAGAGAAGCCUACUAAAUUGGUUGCAUUGCACAAUGGACCCAAUUUUGUAACUCUGGGCUGGGAACCAGGGUUCAAUGGUGGAAUUUCUAACACAAAAUAUUUUGUAUCAUACAAGAAAAUCAUCAGUGACCAUGAUAUUAUUGUUGAAGGGUGUGGAUCUUCUUCCAGAUCAGGUGAAUGGAAAGAGGUGGAUUGCCAUCAAAAUGUUCCUUGUAAUGUUACUCACUUGGAGCAGCAUCAGAGCUACUUGUUUAAGGUUAAAGCUCUGAACACAAAAGGUACUAGCGAGAACUCUCAAGAAAUCAGAGAAAGAACUCGAGUAGAUAGAAUUCCUGUUCCUCAACGAGUUGCCUAUGAUAGAGCUUCUCACACCCUAUCUAUUAAUGUCCCAGCAACUUGUCUUCCCUUAAUAGCAGUGGUAGAAACUGUAAGUAAUGACAAUCAUCCCAUCACUGCCUGGCAGGUCGUGGACAAUAUGGAGUUGCAAGUUUCUGGCUUGGUUCCUACAUAUAAAGAGAAAAAUAUGGAUCAAAUUAAAUCCAGAUUUUUCAAAGGAAGGUCUCUCACAGAUGAUCCUAUCGGAGUUAAUGAUGAUGAAAGCCCCAGAGUGAGAGUAAAACUCUGCCUUCAAACUCACUCAGAUCAUUGUGGUGAAUUUGUAGAAGCAGAAUUAGGCUACGCUCACAUUCGAGAAGCAUCUGCAUUGACAACUCCAACCCUGAUUGCUAUUGUGGUCUCCUGUAUAGUAUUUCUUCUAUUCGUCGGACUGUUUUUGGUAUUCUGCAGGUGUAAGAAGAACCAGUCCAAGAAAUCUCAGCAAGCCAAAGACUAUGAAAUGGAUUCUGUGAGACCCACCAUCGUACCUCAACAAAAUCAAGCACCACCUCCGUACUAUCCCUCUUCAGGUAUGGAGAAUAAAGCUCUAGAACAUUCCUUGGAUUUGGCACUUGCCAUGGAAGACCAGAAAUCUGUAUAUGCCACCCAGAAUGGUUAUGGAUACCAUGUUGCCAAUACAGAUAUGCAAAGUAGACAGAAUAUGAAUAAUACUGACUGGGCCAACAUGGGAUACUUGGAGAACAGCUACUCAAACUCAAACAAUGGCGGCAGUGUAAACUCUCAAGAUUCUCUGUGGCAAAUGAAGAUGGCGGCAGCUUCCACCAACUCUAAUAAUCAGCUUCAGCCUCACCAUAUGAAUGUGGAUAGACAAAAUACAUACGGAUAUGAUCCUAUCACUCACGGAGGUUAUGGCGCUGUAGAUGAUUAUGCACCCUAUCCCCACAUCACAACCCAAAGUAAUCAUGGUGAUGAUUAUAUGAGGAACAGUAACAAUCCGUCCAGACAAGACUACUGUAGUGACCCGUAUGCUGCUAUUCAUAAACCUAAGAAACGCAUUGAGCAACAUAUAGAUUCACCUUACCAUGAUGUAAGUGGCCUCCCUGAUCCUUACCUGGAACAAAUGGAGGAUGAAAAACCACCACAGCAUAUGUCGCUGAAUUAUGAAGAAAGUCUAGAAAGUGGCUACUCAACUCCAAACUCACGAACAAGAAGAGUUAUUCGAGAAAUUAUUGUGUAAUUUGUUUCCUCGUCGCUGGCAAUCUCUAACAUCCCCGAAUUUAGAAUAGAGAUAGGUAACUACCUUCAACUUUCUUUCUGAAACGUUAUCUUCUUGAGUACCUGACAGAUCAUCGUUUUUAACACAGUAUUGUUGAGUUGCCUUUACUCUCAUUACACCUCAUUUUAUAAAUAUUAUUCGCAUUCCAAGAAAUACAUAAAAUGUUAUCCAAUAAAAAUGUUUUGAGUUACGUUGUCAUCCAUUUUAAUAAUUCUGAAAAGAAAAAAUAAAUUAUCAGUGAACAAACAACAAGUUUUUCUAUUUAUUUAUAAUUUUUGAAACUCGCAGUGGAACAAGCACUGUAAACCUGAUUAUUAUAUUCUGUUAGUCAUUGAAUUGACCAGUUCUUUAGUAGAACAGAAUAGUUAAAAAAAUAUUUUCAUAUUUUUAGACAAAAUAUAUGUCGUUUUACCUCUGAGCAAUUUUUUUCUAGCAAAGUGGAAUUUUUCAUCUGCGUAAGAGCAUGCUCCGAAUAUUACUGCAGUACAGCUCAGCGAUUUUCAGUGUAACCAACAUUUUACAAUUCAUUAGAUAUAAUUUGUAUUAUUUGAAUAAAUAGAAAAAUGAAAUGACAAAUCCACUUUUCUAUAAAGAGAACACCUAAUCUCAACAUGUAAUUAAUACAUAGCCAUAAUUCUUUCUUUUGUCUCUCAUUAUUUAUGUUGAUAAUGUUGAAAAAUUAAAUUAUGUGAAACUUGAUAUACAAUUAUUUAUUUUAUUGCCCAACUAUAAAAUGGUUUUAUUAUUCAAGACUGACUGAAACUUGUAACUUAUGUCAAACGUCAAUUCUAAUAGUCUCUGAUAAAAUAUGUAUGUUGAUCAAAAAGUUAAUUUGAGAGACCACGUGUUCCUCAAUACAUGAGGUGAACACCUUGUAACAAGUUGAUUAGAUUUUAUAUUUCAUAUUGAAAGAGGUAUAUUUUUAGCAUAAAUUAAAUUUUUGGUAAAAAAAGGUUUUGGCUUUCUAGUUCUCCAUUUUAAUAAAAAAAAGUGAGAAUAUUUCAAAGAAAGGAAGAAAACAGUUAGUUUCUAAAUAAACUCUACAAAGAUAUGUAGAUCAUGCAAAGAAGUAACUUUCAGGCACAACUACUUCCAUAAAAAUAUUGAAUCACGCGAAAGAAAAAAUACUUUUCAAACAACUACUUUUAUAUGUACAUUGAAUUAUACUUUUUCUAUUCAGAUUGUACUCCAAACUUUCGUUGUGGAAUUGAAUCAGGUAUAAUUCACUAUAUUGUGUAACAAUCCUUUGAUUUCACUAUAUUAUGUAGCAAUCCUGGGAAUGUGAUCUAAUUCAAUUCUACAACGAAUGUUUGAAAUAAAAACUGAAUAGAAAAAUGUGUUUUUUCUUAUGUGUAAUUCAAUAUUUAUAUGAAAGUAGUUGUUUUGAGAGGGUUUUCAGUUCAUGUCUAAAAGUUAUUCCUUUGCAUAAUCUACACAUCUUCAUGAAUAAUUUAUUUUUAAAUUACUUACUUUUUUCCUUUCUUUGAAGAGCCGAAAUUUUUUCUUCCCAAAUCUUAUGUUUAUUUUAUAGGAAUUGCAGAAUGAUUCUCAUUAUAAUUUUUUUAUAAGUAUAGCUUCAGAUUAUUUAGGAAGUGAAUUUGUUUCUCGAUUGGAAUUGAAUAAUAUUCAUAAAAUUUGUACCCAAUAUAUCUGUGCUUAUUUUUCACUCAUUAUAUGUAUAAACAACAACCCAUUAAGGUAACACUCAACACCUACUCUUUUCACAAUUAGAAUUAACAAUGAAUGUUCGCAAUUUUGUGUGACAUUUUGAAACAUGCCAUUUUCAAGUGACCUAACAUUGCCAUUUCGCCAAGUUCAUGGCAGAACAUUACAUAACAAAAAACAGUUUUUUAAAGAUGUGAUUUAAAUUGCAAUAAGUGAUUGUUGUGCUCUAUUGUUGUAUUUGAUUAUUGCACAUUUUUUAUAUGUUGUGUUAUUUUCAAUUCUUUCUAUUGAAUCAAAGUUCUGGUUAUUUUUUAUGUUUUGCAUUUUUUGUUCAUGGAAAAUGUGCCAAAUGAAAGUAACACAAUUUAUACAAAUGUUAGAUAUUAUGUUUUAUGUGGUAAUUGUACUUAAUUGUAAUUUCAGUCUACUUAAUUUUACUCAUAAUUAGAAAAUGCACUUCAAUUUUUUUUGAACUGAUCUCAUGUAAAUGCUCAUUUGCUUUUUCAAAAAUUGUUACAUUUAAAAUCUCAAUAUUAAUUUUUCGUUUGGUUGAUUUCUUAUAGCUCUUCAUAUGUCAGUCAUAAUCAAAACGUUCUUCAAUUUUUGAACAACCAAAUGACUUAUUUGUUUUGACAAUAUGUUGUUUCAUUUCAGAUAGAAAACCGCAAAAUUUUAUUUAUAUGAACAAAUCUUGUAUGUGUAAAUGUUUUUGUAAAUAAGAUAUGAAAAAGACUAUUAUUUUGUAAAUUUAAGAUUAGAUAGUUACUAAGAAUAAAAUAUACAUUGUAUUUUUACUUUGUAAAUACAUAGAUAUAAUGCACUUUUCAUUUGUAUUUCGAAUUUUUGUAAAUAAAUGUCUAUUUAAAAAAUUUCUA
This is a messenger RNA of Leptinotarsa decemlineata (Colorado potato beetle), 6660 nucleotides long. It is a transcript of the gene ed, whose product is annotated as hemicentin protein echinoid. Gene Ontology annotation, molecular function: cell adhesion molecule binding. Gene Ontology annotation, biological process: cell-cell adhesion. NCBI's taxonomy places the organism in Eukaryota, Metazoa, Arthropoda, Insecta, Coleoptera, Chrysomelidae. Gene Ontology annotation, cellular component: plasma membrane; cell-cell junction. The record is from RefSeq and is a predicted model, not a curated record.